GCGUCUCUCCUUUGCAAUCACGCCUGUCUCAUAAUCAAUAUACAAAAGGAAGGGAAGUGGAGUCAUCAGUACUAAUUUUGUGUUAAUUAAACAAUGUAAUUAUGAAGCCUUCUUCCAUCUUAAGGGCAUCGAAUCUCUAUAUAUGCCUACAUACGGGUCUUUGUCUUCCGACCCUAGACAAGGAUUGAGAGAAGGAUCGAUGAUGGAGGAGGAGUGGGAAGCCGAGAAGGCGGAGGAGAUCGAUUACGUGUUUAAGAUUGUGGUGAUCGGCGACUCGGCGGUCGGGAAGACGCAGCUGCUCGGCAGGUUCACCAAGGAUGAGUUCUACUUCGAUUCCAAGUCCACCAUUGGAGUCGAAUUCCAGACUCGAACCAUCACGCUCAACAAGAAACGCAUCAAGGCACAAAUCUGGGACACUGCUGGCCAGGAGAGGUACCGAGCGAUCACGAGCGCGUACUACCGCGGCGCGCUCGGGGCGAUGCUGGUGUACGACAUCACCAAGAGGGCGACGUUCGACCACGUGGCGCGAUGGGUGGAUGAGCUGCGCGACAACGCGGACAGCUCCAUCGCGGUGAUGCUGAUCGGCAACAAGUCCGACCUGGCCGACAAGAGGGCGGUGGCCGCUGCCGAUGCCGUGGAGUUCGCCGAGGAGCAGGGGCUCUAUUUCUCGGAGGCGUCGGCCUUCACCGGCGACAACGUGGAGGCCGCCUUCCUGCGGCUCCUCGAGGAGAUCCACGGAGUGGUGUCGAGGAAGGCGCUGGAAGCGAGGAGGAACAAUGCCGUCGACGGCGGCGCGGACGCCGGGCAUGUGGUGAGCUUGAAGGGGACGAGGGUGGAGGUGUCGAUGAUGGAGACGAGUGCCAUGAGAACAGGAACGCAAUGCGGCUGCUCGAGUUGAGCAGGCCGGCGUAUGGAGUUGGUUCCAAAGGUUUGCAGGAUAGUUAAGGCAUGGGGUUACUGGUUUUUUGUUAUUUUACCUCCUUCACUUUUAAAAAUAUUAUCAAUUCCCAUAAAGAAAUAAAUUCAGCACCGAUCAA
Molecule: messenger RNA, 1037 nt
Organism: Zingiber officinale
Lineage: Eukaryota; Viridiplantae; Streptophyta; Magnoliopsida; Zingiberales; Zingiberaceae
Product: ras-related protein RABA3-like
Exons: 2
Coding region: 143-898 (251 amino acids)
Cellular component (GO): endosome
Molecular function (GO): GTP binding; GTPase activity
Source: RefSeq, a predicted model, not a curated record